AUGGCGUCACAAAAUGUAGUUUUGUUAUGCCGGUGGGGAGGAGAAAUGCUGUUUGAUGGACCCCGGGUCGAGUAUAGUGGGGGAAAUAUGGAACCACUAACACUAGAACCGAACAUGACUAUGAAUGAUUUGAUGAAUGAGGUUCAUAGUAGUAUUGGUUCAGACCCGAUGACCGUUGACGUACACAUUAAAAUGAGGUUUGAGACCGGCAAUGGGGUUCAAGUGUUACCGGUUUCUACGAAUAAGCAUGUGACAGCUCUAAGGAACGUUGUUGCAAUGAAGGGUGUCCCGUACCGGAGGGCAUGGUAUGCAAAGGGGAAAGCAAUAGCUGAUAUUUACGGUGAUUGGGAGAGUUCUUACGGCAGACUUCCGCACUUCAUGCAAGCCCUCCAACAGUCAAACCCGGGAACGUGUGUUGUGUGGAAGUACAAAGCGUUGGUUGACGGUGUUUACUACAGCAACAUGGAAGUGUUUGAAAGAGUGUUUUGGGCGUUUGGCCCUUGUAUCGACGGUUUUAAACAUUGUAUGUCAGUUAUCUGUAUCGAUGGGACGCACUUGUACGGGAAGUACAAAGGAACACUGUUGGUUGCUACAAGUGUUGAUGCAAACUUCCAAGUAUUUCCUCUAGCAUUUGCGUUGGUUGAGGGGGAAAACACCUCCAGCUGGUCUUGGUUCCUGGGUUGCAUUCGGGUUCAUGUCACUCAACGAGAUGGCCUUUGUGUUAUAUCUGACCGACAUCCUGGGAUCAUUGCAGUAAUGACUGAUCCGAACGUUGGAUUUACCGAGCCGCGAGCCUAUCACAGAUUUUGUGUUCGCCACAUAGCUUCUAACUUGAAGACUCACGUGCGACGAAACGACAUGAGAGAUAUGUUCAAGGCUACGGCGUACCAAAGGCAGGAAAGAAAACUACACGGCGAUCUGUGUUUCAUUAGUGAGGCGUGUAACAAGGCAAUGGAGUACAUUGUUCAAAUUCCGUUCACCAUGUGGUCCCUCUUUCACGACGCUGGACGUAGAUACGGGAUUUGCACUACUAACUUCUCUGAGACAUUCAACAACGUGUUGAAGGGAGCACGGUUUCUACCGAUCAUGUCCCUAGUCGAGUUAACUUUUCAUAGAGUUAACAAAUAUUUCACUUUGAGAAGGGAGUCUUCUGAGGCAAGAUUUGAACAGGGACUUGCAUACCCCCCCAAGGUCACUGCCAUUCUAGAGAAGAACACCGCAAAAGCCAGAUAUCACAGAGCGGAUGCGUAUAACCGUCGAUUGCAUAUUUACCAAGUUACAACAGAAAGGGGAGACCGACUUGAUACGAUGGACGGUAGGGCUGUGGAGCUGGCUGUUGUGGUGGCUGUUGGAGGACUGCAGCAUGCAAGCUGUUUGCUGAAGCUUGUUUUCUGCCUGGAUGCUGGUUGCUGUUUCCAGCAGAAAAGCGCUGUCUGA
Chenopodium quinoa (quinoa) is the source of this 1437-nucleotide messenger RNA. RefSeq lists its product as uncharacterized. NCBI's taxonomy places the organism in Eukaryota, Viridiplantae, Streptophyta, Magnoliopsida, Caryophyllales, Amaranthaceae. The transcript is spliced from 2 exons. Bases 1 to 1437 code for a protein of 478 amino acids. The record is from RefSeq and is a predicted model, not a curated record.